This is a messenger RNA of [Torrubiella] hemipterigena, 1056 nucleotides long. Lineage: Eukaryota; Fungi; Ascomycota; Sordariomycetes; Hypocreales; Clavicipitaceae. The record is from the annotation of a GenBank genome assembly.
UCUGCAUUAGAGUUAACACAGUACGGGGCCUUUGCUGCAUCACCCAGCCAUCCUGGUAACCAUAAUCUCCAUGAUAUGCCCAACAAACUAUGUCGUCUUUUGAGUUGGAGGCUUGCGGAUUUGCGUACUGAUUGUACUUGCAUUUCGAGGUAUAAAGAUACGAUAUGCCUGUCCCAUCUGGACGAUUUGCUUUUACCUCGCCACACUCUUUCUUCACCUUCUUUUUCGUUUCCUUUUGCACCCGACUCUUUUUGUCCUCCCCACCUCAACUAUCAAGAUGAGAUUCAGCGUUAUUGCCGUUACCGCUCUCGCAGCUGCUGUGUCUGCUGAGCAGGACGUCCGUAUUAAGUCCACCAAGGCCAGCAGCCUUGAGGAGCCUACUGGCAGUGCUGCCAACAGCACUGCUCCCGCCUCCUCCAGUGCGCAUCAUCACUCUUCUUCCGCUGCCCACAGCCACCACCCUUCCUCUGUUGCCCACGUUCACUACAGCAGCAGCACUCCCACUCCCACCUCUACCUCUACCCCGUGCACUACCAAGACUCCCACCAGCACUCCCUGCACCUCCAAGGUCAAGCCUACUACCGUCAAGCAUACCCCUAAGCCUAGCGUCGCCUGCACCAAGACCAACAACGGUACUCACCACGCGUGCCCUCCCAAGCCUCAGCAACCCAUGCUUGCUUACAACGGCACCAAGCCUACUCAGGUCCCUGCUGUGGUCCCUUCUGCUGGUGCAGCCGCAGAUAACGUUGUUCCUGCCGCUGCCGGCCUGGGUCUGGUCGCUGCUAUCGGCUUUGUCCUCCUUUAAGCGUCUCGCAAGAACUCUUAUACUAGGGAUCUGCGUGGGAUUCUACAUUCUGGCAAUUGCAAUUAGGGAAUCUGCGCUGGGGGAAGAUCUUUAUUUGGACAAUUACGAUGACUGAUAGUUCUUUGUGGGGAAACAUGCGUGGGUUUAUACUGCUGGAGGGUGGAUGGCGGGGGGAUAGUUUUAGUGUAGCUUAUUUCUCUAUGAUGUAUUUAGCCUUUAACUAAUAGCUUACUUAAUACAAAUCAUCUGGG